CUCGUUUGAGUUGGUUGUGUGUUGUUGAUCUACAAUACACAACAAAAGAAAAUAUUUUGAAAAAAAAAAAAAAUCAAAACUAACGCGUGAAUACAAUUUUUAAAAAGUGCGUUUAAUUUUAAAAAACGACAAAAUAAAAUUUUAACUACAAGUUAUAAAAGAUACAAGUGUUUUGUUUAUUUUUGGUGCAAUUAAUAAAUAAAUUUUGAAUUCCAAAUGGCUUCCACUAGUCAAGAAGUGGUGGUGGCGCCACCUGUUGAUGCUCACAAUCUGCGCAAAGAUAAGAGUUUAUGGCGGGAUCUAACCUCCUAUUGGAUUUUGGGUUUAUGCAACAAUUAUGGUUAUGUGGUAAUGUUAAGUGCAGCUCAUGAUAUUAUAGGACAAUUUCAUCAUGAUGCGGUAAUGUCGAGAAUGUCAUAUGUUUCAACGGGUGCUAUUUUAUUGGCUGAUAUUCUGCCCUCACUAUUUGUAAAGUAAUAAUGCCCUUAUUUUUCUUAUCUCUUCCAGUUUCGCAUAGCUACAGCUGUACUCUUCUCUGCUGCCGGUUUUUUUGUGGGUUUCGCCAAUGCUGAAUGGAUGGCCCUACUGGGUGUUAUUAUCACCUCCGCUAGUUCUGGCAUAGGAGAAACAACAUUCCUAGCCUAUUCCUCCCACUUUAACAAGAACGUAGUGUCCACCUGGUCUUCUGGUACUGGGGGUGCUGGUGUUAUUGGCUCUCUGUCAUAUGCCACCUUAAGAUCCCUAAAUGUCAGUCCUCGAGAUACCAUGUUGAUAAUGUUAAUAUUCCCCUUCAUAGAGGCCUUAUCAUUUUGGAUUUUGUUGAGGAAACCUUCUGUUUUGCCUGUGACAGCGGUAGAAUCUACCGAGGAACUGAUAAUAGACGAUAAACCUCUGCAAGGUUUCAAGGAAAAGUUUUUCUAUAUCAAAAACUUGGUCAAAUAUAUGGUACCUUUGGCGUUGGUGUAUUUCUUUGAGUAUUUCAUAAAUCAAGGAUUGUUUGAAUUGGUUUUCUUUGAAAACACUUUCCUGGAGGCUUCUCAAUACAGGUGGCUUAAUGUGGACUAUCAAAUUGGUGUUUUCAUCUCCCGCUCCUCGGUUAAUAUCUUCCAAUUGGACAAGAUUUGGUUAAUGUCCGUGUUCCAAUUAGUCAAUGUGGUCUAUUUCCUUACCGAGGUCAUCUACUUCUAUACACCCAGCAUCUGGAUUACGUUUGUCAUUGUCUUGUGGGAGGGUCUGUUGGGCGGUGGUGCCUAUGUUAAUACCUUCUAUAGAAUGUCUAAGGAAAUACCUCCCGGUAGGCGACAAUUUGCCAUGGCCAUGGUGGUUCAGUCAGAUUCGUAUGGUAUUGCUUUGGCCGGUUUUCUAGCCAUUCCAGUGCAUAAUGCCAUUUGUGCUUUACCGGCAGCUGUGAGAAGUGUCACGUGGUAAAGGCGGCAAGCCAGUAUUAGUAAUUAUUGAUUUAGUUUUAAUUUAGUUUAAAUGUGUAAAACGUUAAAUGUAGCUUGUUGUGUACAUUAAUUUUUAAGGACUGUCCCAAAAGGAAAGAUCUAUGUAAAUUUAACUAUAAUUGGUUUAUAGUUAAAAUGUUAAGAAUUUAAUACGUAGUUGUAAGAUGAUCGAAAAGACGAAAACAAAAUUUAAUAAACAUGUAGUGAAAUUAAAAAAAACAAUUAGAAAAUACAAAA
This is a messenger RNA of Lucilia sericata (common green bottle fly), 1685 nucleotides long. It is a transcript of the gene Cln3, whose product is annotated as battenin. Gene Ontology annotation, cellular component: lysosome; membrane. The record is from RefSeq and is a predicted model, not a curated record. Gene Ontology annotation, biological process: lysosome organization; regulation of intracellular pH. Lineage: Eukaryota; Metazoa; Arthropoda; Insecta; Diptera; Calliphoridae.